AACAUCACACGGUUCUAAAAAAAUAUCUUUGUGACUCAUGUCAUGGGCUGUCUAUAAGGCUUUGUGUGUGGAGUAUGGCUUCUCCCUUGAGACCAGAAUAGAAGGAAAAGUUCAUUGUGUCCAUUGCAGGGGGAGGCAGGCUAUGUAAUAGCUGAAUUACAGGUUGUUUAAUUCAGUGAACUGCUGGGGUCUUUGUUAUAAAGAAGGUGCUGAUGUAUCAGGUGAGUGACUUUCUGUGUACUUUUCCUAGCAUGCAUCAAUUCAGACCAUAUGAAUGAAGCCAAACCAAAUUGGUGGGUCCAAUUUUGGGAUAUUAUUUUGGGCUAAUGAAAUUUUCAAUUGAACAACUCUCUCAUGUGGGUAAAUAAAUGCAAAUCUGGUUGGCUCAUUUCACUCUGGUAGGAGGACUGAGACACAGGGUAUUGAUUUGGCUGUGUAUUGUGUGGCUGCUUACAGCACUCCGCAGUUAACAUUUACACAGGCCAGGCCAGAUAGUCACCUAUUAAUGCAUUUUCUCUACCAGAAAAGAAUUUAUUCUGUUUUAAAGUAAAAAUAUCUGGCUGCUCUUUUAUUUAUUUCUAAUCUCUUUUAAAAGCCAAGCUUCAAUAUGUGACUUAGUGUGGUGGGUUGAAUAGAUAUGGCUCUCAUAGACUCAUGUGUUUGAAUGCUUGCUUCCUAGGGAGUGGCACUAUGAGGAGAUGUGGCCUUGUUGGAGUAGGUGUGGUCUUGUUGAAGGAAGUGUGCCACUGUGGAGGUGACUUUUGACUUCUCCUUUAUAAUCAAAUGUGGUCAGUGUGACACAGUCCCCCUCUUCUUCUGCCUGUAGACCAAGACUUAGAACUCUCAGGAUCUUCUCCAGCUCCACGUCUGCCUGGAUGCUGCUAUGCUUCUUGCCAUGAUGAUAAUGGACUAAGUCUCUGAAACUGAUGCGGUGACCUAUGAAGAUGUGCAUGUGAACUUCUCUCAUGAAGAGUGGGCUUUGCUGGAUUCUUCCCAGAAGAGUCUCUACAGAGAUGUGAUGCUGGAAACCUACUGGAACCUCACUGCUAUCGGUUACAAAUUGGAAGACCCCAAUGUUGAAGAAUACUAUCAAAGUUAUAGAAGACAUAGAAGGUAUAACAUCUGUCAUUGUGGAUACAAGCCUUGUGAGCAUAAGGGAUAUGGAAAGAACCAAUAUAUCUUUGCCUGUAACAAUUUUCUUCAAAUAUAUGAUAGAAUCCAAACUGAAGAGAAACCGUAUAGAUGUAGUCAAUGCAGUAAAGCCUUUGCAAAUUUCCGUAGUCUUCGAAAACAUGAGAAAAAUCAUACUAGAGAAAAACCCUAUGAGUGUAGUCAGUGCAGUAAAGCCUUUGUAAGUCGCAGUUCUCUUCAAAUACACGAAAGAACGCAUACAAGAGAGAAACUCUAUGACUGUAAUGAAUGUGGAAAAGCCUUUUCAACUCGCAGUCAUCUUCAAAUACAUAAAAGAACUCAUACAGGAGAGAAACCCUAUGAUUGCAGUGAAUGUGGAAAAGCAUUUGCACGUAGCAGCACUCUUCUAAUACAUAAAAGAAGUCAUACAGGAGAGAAACCCUAUGGUUGCAAUGAAUGUGGGAAAGCAUUUGCAUGUCGCAGUCAUCUUCAAAUACACAAAAGAACUCACACUGGAGAGAAACCUUAUGAUUGUGAUGAAUGUGGGAAAGCCUUUGCAACUCGCAGGCAUCUUCAAAUACAUGAAAGAACUCACACUGGAGAGAAACCAUAUGAAUGUAAUCAAUGCGGUAAAGCCUUUAUAGGUCGCAGUCAUCUUCAAAUACAUAAAAGAGUGCAUACUGGAGAGAAACCUUAUGAGUGUAAUCAAUGUGGUAAAGCUUUUGCAUAUAACAGUGAUCUUCAUCGACAUGAAAUAAUUCAUACUGGAGAGAAACCCUAUGGAUGUAAUCAAUGUGGUAAAGCCUUUGCAAAUCGUAGUAGUCUUCGAAAUCAUGAGGAACAUCAUACUCUUGAGAAACCAUAUGAAUGUACUCUAUGUGGUAAAGCCUUUGCAUAUUGCAGUAAUCUUUAUAUACAUGAAAGAUGUCAUACUGGAGAGAAACCGUAUGUAUGUACUCAGUGUGGUAAAGCCUUUGCACGUCGCAGUCACCUUCAUAUACAUGAAAGAUGUCAUACUGGAGAGAAACCGUAUGUAUGUACUCAGUGUGGUAAAGCCUUUGCACGUUGCAGUCACCUUCAUGUACAUGAAAGAAUUCAUGCUGGAGAGAAACCUUAUGAGUGUAAUCAAUGUGGAAAAGCUUUUCUACUUCGCAGUAGUCUUCUAAUACAUGAAAGAACUCAUACUGGAGAGAAACCUUAUGUAUGUAAUCAAUGUGGUAAAGCCUUUGCACGUCAGAGUCAUCUUCAAAUACAUGAAAGAAGUCACACUGGAGAGAAACCUUAUGAGUGUAAUCAAUGCAGUAAGGCCUUUGUAUGUCGCAGUAAUCUCCAAAUGCAUGAAAGAACUCACACUGGAGAGAGACCUUAUGAAUGUAAUCAGUGUGGAAAAGCCUUUUCACGUCGCAGUCUUCUUCAGAAACAUGAAAGAAGUCAUAGUGGAGAGAAACCUUAUGCGUGUAAUCAAUGUGGUAAAGCCUUUGCAAGUCGUAGUAGUCUUCGAAAUCAUGAAAAACAUCAUAAUAUUGAGAAACCUAAUGAAUGUAAUCAGUGUGCUAAAGCGUUUACGUCUUUUCCACCAUCUUCAAAUAUAUGAAAGAAACCACACUGAAAGAACCUCUGAGUGUAUUCAAUGUGGAAAAUCCUUUACAAGUCACAGUUAAUCAGUGUGGUAAAGACUGCAUAUUGGAGUAGUCUUCAUUAUCACAGAACAUGUCAUACUAGAGAAACCCUAUGAAUGGAAUUGAAACAGUAAAGCUUUGGCACAUCAGUGUAAUCUUCAGAUGCAUCAAAAAACUUAUACUGGAGAGAAACCUUAAAAUGUAAUCAAUGGGACAAUACCUCUGCAUCUUAUAGUCGUCUUCAAAGGAAUGAAAGAAUUCUUACAGGAGAGAAACACCAUGAAAUCUAAUACAUGUAGUAAGGGCUUGCACAACAAGCAUAUUAUUCCUCCUGAGUCAUCUCACUGGUGCUUAUGUAAGAUUAGUAGAACCAUUUCAUCCUUAAAAUACUGUCUUCUAUUUAGAUUGUAUACAAAGUGUUACCGAAGUAUAGAAGAACACAGAAAAACUUGAAUAAUAAAACAUACUUUCAAAUGAAAA
Mus musculus (house mouse) is the source of this 3230-nucleotide messenger RNA. RefSeq names its product predicted gene, 32687. Gene Ontology annotation, biological process: regulation of transcription by RNA polymerase II; regulation of DNA-templated transcription. Gene Ontology annotation, cellular component: nucleus. Lineage: Eukaryota; Metazoa; Chordata; Mammalia; Rodentia; Muridae. The transcript has 4 exons. Bases 1019 to 2725 code for a protein of 568 amino acids. The record is from RefSeq and is a predicted model, not a curated record.